This is a messenger RNA of Staurois parvus, 360 nucleotides long. The record is from the annotation of a GenBank genome assembly. Lineage: Eukaryota; Metazoa; Chordata; Amphibia; Anura; Ranidae.
CUCCCUCAUCAUAUCACGCCUGGACUACUGCAACUCCCUCCUCACCGGCCUCCCUCCGUAUCCGCCACCCCCCUCUGUCAUUCCCUUCACUGGCUCCACCCCCCUCUGCCAAUCCCUCCACUGGCUCCACCCCCCUCUGCCAAUCCCUCCACUGGCUCCACCCCCCUCUGUCAUUCCCUCCACUGGCCUCCACUCAGUGUGUCCUCCACCCCCCUCUGCCAAUCCCUCCACUGGCCUCCACUCAGUGUCCUCCACCCCCCUCUGCCAAUCCCUCCACUGGCCUCCACUCAGUGUCCUCCACCCCCCUCUGUCAUUCCCUCCACUGACCUCCACUCAGUGUCCUCCACCCCCCUCUGCCAU